This is a messenger RNA of Perognathus longimembris pacificus (Pacific pocket mouse), 1558 nucleotides long. RefSeq names its product transmembrane protein 45A-like. Lineage: Eukaryota; Metazoa; Chordata; Mammalia; Rodentia; Heteromyidae. The record is from RefSeq and is a predicted model, not a curated record. Bases 301 to 1122 code for a protein of 273 amino acids. The transcript has 6 exons.
AGCUGUGCAGAGAAACUGAGAGGCCUCCUUUGGCGGGCCCGACGUCAGCCAAGCACGUCCCCCACGUCGUCUCCUGCUAGCCACUUAUUUAUUAUUUACUUUUCCCAAGGAGCAACCAGGAAUCCAAGCUUCAAACUUUUUUCCCCCUUCCCCUAAAGGGAGACAUCUCACACAAAACUUAGUUUUCAUGGGACUCUGGGAUCAAAAGAAAAGAAACAGCAACCAGAGCCCAGCCGCUAUCUGACCUUAACCGGCAAAGUAGGAAAAAUAAAGGGUUGCGUAAACAGAUCAAGUAGGGUCAUGGGAAGUUUCAGAGGUCAUGCCCUCCCUGGAACUUACUUCUUUCUUAUGGGUCUUUGGUGGAGUACCAAAAGUAUUCUGAAAUAUGUCUCCAAAAAGCAAAAGCGGUCCUGCUAUCCUAGUUCUAAAGCAUCAUUCCAACGAGUAGAACUUGUGGAGGGAAUUAUAAUCAUCUUCAUGGCUCUGAGUGGCAUAGGUGGGGAACAGUUUCUUAAUGGAGGACCAUCCCUGAUCUUAUAUAAAGAAGGCCAGUGGAACCAACUCACUGGCUGGCAUCAUUGUACCAUGUAUUUCUUCUUUGGACUGCUGGGUGUUGCCAACAUCUUAUGCUCCACUAUUAAUUCACUUCCAGCCUCUUUAGUGAAGUUAAUGAUGUCCAAUGCCUUUUUUGUGGAGGCUUUUAUCUUUUACAACCACACUCAUGGCCGAGAAAUGCUGGACAUCUUUGUACACCAGAUGCUGGUCUUAGUCGUCUUGUUGACAGGACUAGUUACCUUCCUGGAGUUCCUCAUAAGGAAUAAUGUAUUGGUAGAGCUUCUGAGGACAAGCCUCGUCAUACUACAGGGGACCUGGUUCUGGCAGGUUGCUUUUGUCCUAUAUCCCCUCAGUGGAAGUCCUAAAUGGGACCUGAAUGAUCAUGGCAACCGUAUGUUUCUCACCAUAUGCUUUUGUUGGCAUUAUGCAUUGACCUAUAUGAUCAUUGGAGUGAAUUGUGUUUUUGUUAUUUGGUUAGUUAGAUGGAGACUUAGGAGGCUCUGCCCAUCAGAAGUUGAACUCCUGAAAAAUACUGAGCAAGAACAAGAAUCAGAAGAAGAGGUGUGAUUGUGAUGGUCUAGUUCAGCCUUUUCUUAGUUCCACUGUCUUUGCUUAUGGUUAUAUUAUUUGACCUUUUGCUUGGAGAGCAACUGGCUGAGGUUGACUCUAUUCUGUUUGUAUUUGCAAUUUUGCUCAAGUAUCUGAAUUUAAAUAUUUUAUGUUUACCUUUGAAAAUACUUUGGGCAAUAAGCUCAUUUUGCACAUCAUUGUAUUCUGAAGCAAGAGUGACUGUUCCCAAGUCACUCCGAAACUGUUUCUAAGGUGCUAAGAAUAUGAAACAUAGUUGUUUGAUUUGCCUUACAGAGAUAUUCAAGGUUCCUGGGCUUGCUACUAUUUGUUAUUCAGCACACAUGGAAAUGUACUUGUUUAUCUUUUUUGCUGUAGUGGAAAAUAAAAGAUUGCAUACACCUUGGUGAUUGAAACCUCAUACUCUUGCUUUUGU